Messenger RNA from Anopheles aquasalis, 1744 nucleotides. RefSeq names its product multiple coagulation factor deficiency protein 2 homolog. Gene Ontology annotation, molecular function: calcium ion binding. The record is from RefSeq and is a predicted model, not a curated record. NCBI's taxonomy places the organism in Eukaryota, Metazoa, Arthropoda, Insecta, Diptera, Culicidae.
AUCGCGGCCUCAACUACGUGGAGUUUCCCUUUCUCGAAGCCUCAAGCACCAGGUUUCGUGGCGUGUAAAACCCGGAAUCCUAGCACCUGCAUGAGCCAGCUUUGCGGGAUUUCGUAGCGAAGGUGAAGCAGUUUCUGUCUGUCUGGAGUUCUUGGAGCCUUACGCGCAGACAAGGCAAAAUACGAACGGAACGAAAAGUGAAAGUGCCCCUGGAAACUACUCCUGCGGAUCGGAAGCGCGCCCGGUAACCCACCGCGUAAGGUGAGAGCGACAGAGAAGUCAACAUGAAACAACACGAAGUGAUAGCCUUGGGGAUAGUGCUACAGCUGGUAGCGUUCGCUGUUUGCCAACGUGUUGUUCCGGGAGUCAAUCCAAACCAUUAUCAACAGCAACAACAACAGCACCAGCAACAAUACCAACCGCCACCUCCUCAGUAUCAGCAGCAGCAGCAGCAACAGUUUCAACAGCCGCCACCUCAACAACAACAACACCACCAGCAACAGCCUCAGUAUCAACAGCAACAGCAUCAGCAGCAGCAGUUCCAGCAGCAGCAACAGCAGCAGCAACCUCAUGGGGACCAUGGACCGCAGCAGGUUCUGCAUACCGGAAACCUGCAGCAAGAGAAACAGCACAUUGCUGAACAUAUGGAUGUGCCGAUCGACACGAGCAAGAUGAGCGAACAAGAGCUACAGUUCCACUACUUCAAGAUGCACGACUCGGACAAUAACAACAAGCUGGAUGGGUGCGAGUUGAUAAAAUCGCUCAUCCAUUGGCACGAGCAAGGCAAGGCGCAAGAAAACAGUGGUCAACCGCAGCACGAAGAAAAGAUAUUUUCUAACGACGAAUUGGCCUCCUUGAUCGAUCCGAUCCUUAACUCGGACGAUCACAAUCAGGACGGCUUCAUCGACUACCCGGAGUUUGUACACGCACAGCACAAAGCGGCGCAACAGCAGCAGGAGCAGCAGCAGAACCUACCACAGCAAGCGCAACAUCCCUAAAACCCCGAAUAGUAAAGCAAACAUGUCUUGGAAUCUCGGAAACCAUACGGUACAGAACGACCUGCGGCACAAUUAACGAGCAGACUGAUAGACUGAUAAAGAACGCAGCGAGCUUUUGAAGCACCGCGAAGAAGACUAACGGCAAUUGGGGCAGCAUUCAACACGUUGAAACGGCCGUUCCUACAGGAUGAAUUUGUCUCUCGCAACGAGAGCUUAAUUCUAGAUCGCGAUGAUCGUACUUCAACACAUUCCAUCUCGAAUAUGGUACUAAAACUUCGCACAAAUCCGUCGACGGCUUGGCGAACAAACAAACAAAAAUACAGUUAAUUAGUCUCGAAACAAAUCAUCUCUGUACAAAUCUGAUGUUUUAACCAAGGUCGGGCAUAGUAAUUCCACCACCACAUUCCCCAUCACAUCGUUCACGCAUUGAUGUUCAUGGUUUCAAGUCAACCAUUCGCCUGAAAACAGUACGAGAUCGCCUUGCGUGUCGAUCAUGUGUAUGUUAUGUAUAUUCCAUGUAUAUGUCGGUGUAUUGUUUUGCUUUAGUUUUGACUGUUUUAUGAGCAAGAGAAAAAUAGAUACCAACCGGUAAUGAAGUAGUUGUCUUCUGCGUCGUACACAUGAUGUGUCUGUUGCGAGCUUGUGAUUGUGCGAAGCUGAGUGAUCGCAGGCGCAUCUACUCGUCCUCGUCAGUUGGCGCUUAUUGGUUGUAUGUCCGAAAAUUUUGCCCUGUUCGCUGUGUUCGG